Messenger RNA from Neurospora tetraspora, 3495 nucleotides. RefSeq lists its product as uncharacterized. The record is from RefSeq and is a predicted model, not a curated record. Bases 1 to 3495 code for a protein of 1164 amino acids. NCBI's taxonomy places the organism in Eukaryota, Fungi, Ascomycota, Sordariomycetes, Sordariales, Sordariaceae. The transcript has 2 exons.
AUGCCCAACUCGAGUCCAGAUCAAUCUCCCACCUCGGCCGGCGGUGUGGAAGAACCAAGCUCACCGGUUCAGGCCGACUUCACCGACGCACAACUGAAGCCAGCUCCUCUCCGCUUGACGAGGAAGAGUAACUCGAGCGGCGGCCAAAGUGACAAUAGCCUAUCUCGAAGUACCUCAUCAGCCACCUCAGGCAGAACUCCCAACGGUGCCAACCGGAACAACAGGGAGAGUCUCAACACCAUCAUCCACAGAGCUGCAACCCCAUCUACCUUCCGAACAGCUCCCAGCCAAACCUCCCCCAAAUUCGCCUCUUUGGUGUCCAAGUUUGAGAUAUUGGAUGUCAUGGGCAAUGCUGACGCCGGAGCCUUGCGGCUUCCAUCUCCAGAAAAGAACCAAAAGCCACCCAGGGUCCCAACAACACCAGAGGAAGCAGAGUUACAGCGUGCCACACAACGUCAAAGCCAGCAUCAAACCGAAAACUGGUCAAGCCAGAAACACGUCCACAUCUCCCUACCCAAAUCGUCUCAGGCCCAGCGAGGAGCGCGUUCUCAGGGAGUGUCUUCUGAUGCCAAAGUUCCCAUUGCAAACGGACCAAAACAUUGGGAUCCGAGUAAUGUUGCAGAGAGGCGAAAGCUCUUUGAGUCGGGAAGCACCGGUAUGUUUACUGCCCCAUCAACUGUUUCAAAAUGCCUCCCAAUUGUCACCCCAGUUGUCACCCGUACGGUUGCACGUGUCCCUUCACAGGGUGAACAGAAACGGGGUUCCGAGAUCGUCAAGCCUGACCAGCCCUUCGCAAUCUCGGCGCGGCGACCCGUUGCUGCUCAAGUCUCGGCUCCCGCUCUAUCAUCUCAACAGUCGGCAACAGAAGGCGUCGGACCAAAGAGAGAAAGAAGGAAGAGUGUUGCUGCCCUUCGAAUGUCUUUCGAGCGCUCAUCUCUGCCCGAUCUCCAACCAGAAACACCAAGCUCUGCCCACCGGCCGUUCCGUCGGACGCUCACCCAAGGCCUAUCGACAGCCACAGAAGUCCCCACACCGGUGACGCCCGGGCGAGGAUCCAAGGAUCCCAUUACACCAACGAGGGUCAGAACCCUUCGUUCUUCAGAGGUCUUUGCUCAGACGUAUCCUCGCCUAGGACAGGCGACAAACCAGCCUGUCCAUGGAGGUGACAGUAAUGCCUCAUCGAGGCUGAAGCAAACACAGCUUCACAACACAGCUUCUCGCCUCGUCGGUUCGCAUGAUGGCAACGUUUCUGAUGCUGAGGUGGACUCGCGAAGACCCGUCACCCGAAAGAACAGCGAUACCCCAACAAGGGCAUCAGCGCGUACUUCCACACGCCGUCCCAGCUCCCAGCACCCCUUGCUUCUUUCACGCACGCUCUCUGUCAAGAUUACCACCGGACCCCAAACCAUGGUAACCCUUCAGCAGCCGUGGGCGAGCCACUCAGCUUCAGGGUCCCUGCCCCUCCCCACCUCCCAUAGCCACGGCUCUCUGGACCAGAGGAAGCUCAAGUCAGGCAGUUCCAGUGAGACUUCGGCAUCAGCACCACUCGCCCCUGCGAACAGAGUCAAGGAUCUGCAAAAGGUCUUUGACAACAACCCCACGGGUCCAGGCUCGGCGCCGUUCCUACCCUUCAUCCAAAAGCGCAGGGCACAGACCUUGACCCUUCCAGUUCUCGUCAAGUCCACCCUUAGUGCACCCAUCAUGGUAUCGACCACCGUGGCCGUGACAACCCGAAAAGCAUCCCGUCGUUCCUCACAGCAACAACAGCAACAUCAGAGCUCAGAUGUGAUUCCCGAGACCGCUAGCUCCACUGCCUCGAGCGUGGUACGCACACGCAAGCGGAGCAAGACUCUACCGUCGUCACUCGGUGGGUACCGGCGUAAGACUUCGGGUCCUGCUGCCGGUACUGGGUCCUCUUUGGGCUAUACCAGCUACUUCCAGCGUAGGAAGAUCAAGAAGCAGCAGAAGCAGAACAUGAAGAGCGUUGGGGCCGGGGAAGAUUCGCCAGUCAAGGAGCGUAUCAGUCUCUUUGAGCAGCUCGGCGGCGGCGGCGGUCGCGGGGGCAGCAGCAGCCACGGUCACUCAAGGAACGGUGGCAACGGCUGUGGUAGCAUAGUGGGUCUGCCGCUGUCGAUGCACAGCAAGCGGAAGUCGUCGGAGACUACCAGUUCUUCUCAAUCCCGCAGCGAUCGUUCGUCUCAAGAUACAGAUCUGGCCGCCUUUGGUAGGAAGGGCCGUGGAAGUUCAUCCUCUGGGAGCAAGGUGAUGAGGGUGUUGUCUUUUGGCACGAGCGGAAAUCGGGACAACGGCAACCGCAGCAGUAGAAAUGGUAAGGCGCUUCGGGCUGCGGGGCGGAAAAUCAGCAAUGCCGUGUCGAUGUCGAUGUCGAUGUCCAAGAGGAAAGAUAGCGGAGACGGAGGUGAGGGCAAGGGGAAGAGCAAGCUGAAAGGGAGUGAUGGAACCAAGGCGCAACCGCUCGUCAUGAGUUCGACGAACAAGGAGACGGGCGAGUCGACGUUCUUUGUGAAAGGCGUGUUGUGGAAGGUGUCGGGCUCGCACGGGGAUCUGGAUCUCAAUGUCGCGGUGACAGAGGGCCAAAGCAGUCCAGAGCGAGAGGAACGCAAGCGUGGUGAGUCGACCACAGAAACCACCACGACGUCGUUCCCGAGCACAAGAGCGUCUGCUUCUGGGUCUGGAUCCGGGUCGUCGGGGUCGGCGGGGGCUAUUGCUCGGCACCCCGUCUUACAGCACUGGCCGCACCUGGACAAGGUCAACCGGACAGUACCACACCAUCCACAUGACCGUAAAAGCUAUGGGUUUCUGUCGCUUGAGGAUGACAAUGUAGCCCCGGAAUGGUCUCGAGGCCUGGACGAUGAUGACCCCUUUCUUCAACCGACGCGGCAACCUGAAGUUGUCACCGGCAGCAGCAGCAAGAUCAAGAAGAGCGCAACGGCACCGAAUGAUGUCGGCAUCAUGGGCCGGAAGCGAGGCUUUCUCCCCACCAGAAGAUCUCAUGGUGAUGUUGUCGAAGCUGCCCGCGGUCCCUCUACUUCCCUGAGGAAGAGCUUCACCAUGGCUGUGCUGCCUCGGCUCUCGAGCGGCAACAGCAGCAAUGAUGACCAUAGCCAGGAUGGUGAAGGGAAGCAGAAGGGUAACAAGUUGACCAAGGAAAAAGGAAAGGAAGUAAGAACGACAUCGUUCCCACCCUCCUUGGUCGAUCAUGUGCAAUCCCGUCGGCAAUCGAGCAUCUCUUGGGGGCAGAGAGCAGCAGCCGCUGCGUUCGGAAUCGGUCAGAGGUUGAAGGAACGUAAAGGAAGCGGCCGGUCGUCGUCACUGUUGGGGAAGGGUGUUGAGGCUGGUGCGGGCACUGGUACCGGUGGGAACAGUAGUGCCAAUAGUGACAUUACUGCCUCUGCCGCCACCACCACCGCCGCCGUGGCUGUUCCCAUUCCCAUCAGUACUAUUACCACAGAGUCGCUGCGUCAUGACGAGUAG